Oppiella nova is the source of this 1449-nucleotide messenger RNA. The record is from the annotation of a GenBank genome assembly. Lineage: Eukaryota; Metazoa; Arthropoda; Arachnida; Sarcoptiformes; Oppiidae.
AUGGAGUCGGGUGUAGGUGUGGACAGUGGGGUGGAGUCGUUGGUGGGGCCGGUGUUGGGGUCGGGUGGGCACCCAUUGGCAGACCCUCUGCCUCUCACUGUGACAUUGCUGUCGACAACUGUGCCAACAGUGCCAUCGCUGCCAUCACUCGCACCCAGCGAUGGCUGUCUGGACACUAGUGGUGACAACACUUGCAAAUUGGACACAAAGUUGUCGGCAAUGAGUGCAUUGACUGUCAAAUUGAAUCAAAUGAGCAAAAGGUGUGAAGAUUUACAGAAUGAGAACCAAUUGUUGCGAAGAGAUGUGAACCGCAAAGAGAAGAUAAUUAGGGUUUUGGUGCAGAAAUUGCGUUCAAAUCUCAAGUCAACUGAGAGGACAGUCGACACGAUUGAGAAGCAGUUGUUAAGUGACUCUUCACUCGAUGCUCACCGAAGACCAGACGACUUGGACUCAGAAGCAAUACUACCGCAAGACUUCUUGGACUUUGAGAUGAACCAGGAGUUGAUGUCCGAACCAUCGAUUGAUAGCAACGAUUCGCUGAGUUUGGCCGACGAUUCCCAACACAACACGAAUACUGAUGAGGAAUAUUGUCCACAAAGGAGUGGAUACCGAAGACUUACAAAAGACGGCAAAUACCGGUGCAAAUGGUUGGGUUGUGGCAAACUAUUCUCCCGUAACGCCAAUCUCACCCGUCAUUACAACACUCACUUGAGAAACAGAUCACAUGUCUGUCAGUGGACUGGUUGUGGCAAACGCUUCACAGACCAAAGUAGUCUCAAGAGACACCGUCGCAAACAUGCCGGCGAUAAGCCUUACAAAUGCUCGUGGAGUGGUUGUGACGCCCAGUUUGGACAGCGUCACCGACGUAUACAUACGGGAGAGCGGCCCUAUAAAUGUGAUUGGCCCGGGUGUGGGGCCCGGUAUAGUCAGUCGAGUCACUUAAGCACUCACAUCAAGUCACACAAGAAUGAGAGAGACUAUAAGUGUUCGCUUCCCGACUGUACGUUCGCUGGCGUCCGGAUGUCAGACCUACGCAAACACUUGCGACGCAAACACAAGUGGCAACAGUCCGACUUCGAUGACCUCGAGGACGCCAUCGACACCACUCUCGCACACACUCUCAUCCCAGACACCGACCAACUGUCUCCACAACUCUAACACACAUUCAUACCAUUCAUACCUUUCAGCUGUAUAUUCAUUGAUUGCAUUCAUUUUACCGUAUUAUAGAAGUGUAACAGUACUGUAACUGUAAUACUAUUUUAUUAUUUAUUGUAUAAUUAAUUUAUUUGAUUUCAUUUGAACACACUUACUUGUUACGUUAGUAUUAGUUUUAUGCGAAUCCACAUCAUUAUCAAUACUUUAAUUUAAUUCCGUAUUUUAAUACAUUUUUUUGUAACCCGAAUCAAUUUAUUGAUACGAAAGUUACUACUGUAUAUUGAUAUUGCACGU